UCCCCAGCCCUCCGACAAAAAGGCCACAAACAGCCCCUAACUCUUCCCUACACGCACUGCCUCUUCCCUGCGUGGCUCUUUUCAAAAUUCAACAGAAAUUAGCAGCGCAAUUUCCUCUUCAGCAAACCAUCUCCGCCGUGAUGAAAAAAAAAUUACUUUGGUCCGACCUCCUAUGACAUGGCAUCCACCUGUGCUUUGCUCAUCCUCGCGGCUUCCGCUGCCCUCGUCAACGGCCACGGCUACACCACCGACCCGCCCAACAGGUCGUCCAUGUGGCGCUACGGCUACAGCACACCCACCAACUACGAAGACAACCAACUGUGGUGCGGAGGAUAUAAUACCCAACACAACGUUUAUGGUGGAAAGUGUGGUCCUUGCGGAGAUACUUUUGGAGAUGCUCGUCCACGUGCCAAUGAGAACACUGGCAAGUUUGGUCGCGGUAUCGUCACCAGAACUUACACGCAAGGGUCUGUCAUUUCUGCCACCUUCAAGAUCACGGCCAAUCACAAGGGAUGGGUCCAGUUCUCUCUAUGCAGAUUGAACUCGCCCACCGCUCUUGAGACCGAAGAGUGCUUCACCCCCCUCAAGUUGGCCGGAUCGACCAGCACCAGGUACUACCUGCCCAACUCGAACGUGGGCGACACCACCUUGAAACUGCAGCUGCCCGCCGGAUUCACGUGUCCGCGGUGCGUCCUGCAGUGGCACUACAACACCGGAAACUCGUGGGGCGUGUGUCCGGACGGCACCGGCGCCCUCGGCUGCGGCCCCCAGGAGAACUUCCGCACCUGCUCCGACAUCGCCAUCAACUAACUCGCCCGACCCGCCACAUUUGCACAAAACCUCUUGAAUCUGCGCUUAUUUUUACUCUAAUUUUAGAACUCGUAGUAUAGAUCUUGUACCUCAAGCAAAAUGAAUGUGCCAAAAAUCAUACUGAGAAUGUUAUAGAAUGUAGAAUAGAUUUAUUUAAAAAAUUUAGUUUGUAACUUAAAUUAUUUUGCGAGUUGAUUGUGAAACCAAAAAGUAGAUUUAAUAAAGUUGUAGAUAUAUAGAGCACGAAAA
Molecule: messenger RNA, 1059 nt
Organism: Neocloeon triangulifer
Lineage: Eukaryota; Metazoa; Arthropoda; Insecta; Ephemeroptera; Baetidae
Exons: 4
Coding region: 178-810 (210 amino acids)
Source: RefSeq, a predicted model, not a curated record